AAUUGAACCUCUUCCGUUCAAAAGCUGUUUCACAUGGGCUCCUGCUGAUCUUCAACCUAUCUUGGCGGCUCUCCUGCUGUCCCCACCUCUUCUUCUGUAUGACUGGCUGCUACAGCUCUCCUGCAGAACCUCGGCGCUUUUCGAUUCGUCGGGAAUAACGUACAUCAUUCACUAAUGUAGUUAGGUCGAUUUGUAGAGUAGGCUCACUUGGUGCUUGCAGGAUAUUUCUAGUCUCUCCUUGUGUUGAGAAUCUGAAGCAAGCUUUUUAUUUGUUUUUUUAAGUGUUUCAAUCCUAAAUAAACAUUAUGGAUAGCAUGAAAGACGGUUGGUUCACUGAAACAUGUACGCUAUGGCCGGGUCAAGCGCUGAGUCUUCAAGUCGAAGAGGUUUUGUAUCAUCAGAAAUCCAAAUUUCAGGAUGUUAUGGUUUUUAAGAGCAAAACAUAUGGCAAUGUCCUGGUUUUGGAUGGUGUUAUCCAGUGUACCGAACGGGAUGAAUUUUCCUACCAGGAAAUGAUUGCCAAUCUACCUCUGUGCUGCCACCCCAAUCCUAAAAAGGUGCUGAUCAUCGGCGGAGGCGACGGCGGGGUCCUGCGGGAGGUGGUGAAGCACCCCCUGGUGGAGUCCGUGGUGCAGUGCGAGAUCGAUGAGGAUGUUAUCAAUGUGUCUAAGAAGUACCUUCCUGGCAUGGCAAAGGGCUUUUUCAGUCCAAAACUCACACUGAACGUAGGAGAUGGGUUUGAGUUCAUGAAACAGAACCAAGAUGCUUUCGAUGUUAUCAUCACCGAUUCCUCUGAUCCUGUGGGUCCAGCUGAAAGCUUGUUCAAGGAGUCUUAUUACCAGCUAAUGAAGACAGCGUUGCGGGAGGGCGGGAUUCUCUGUUGCCAAGGAGAAUGCCAGUGGCUGCACCUGGAGCUGAUAAAAGAGAUGAGGACCUUCUGCAAGUCCCUGUUUCCUGUAGUGGACUAUGCUUACUGUAUGAUCCCCACCUACCCCAGCGGGCAGAUCGGAUUCAUGCUGUGCAGUAAGAACUCUGACACAAACUUUCGCGAGCCAGUGAGGAAACUUUCAAGGGAAGAGGUGGACAGUAUGAACCUCAAAUAUUACAAUCCUGAAAUCCACAGAGCGGCAUUUGUUCUUCCCGAAUUUGCCAGGAAGGUACUAAGUGAAGCAUAAGGCUUUCGGGAUAACCCGCUUUGUUGCUAACAUGGCCUUCAGUGCUGACCGAACGAAAACACCUCUUCACAGCUACUUGAACCUCUCUUGCGCUCUGGCACUCGGACCUUUCCUGCCCAGUGAAUGGUAUUCAUUGGAGGACAGCUGGGGGAGGAGGAGGGGGUGGGUACAGGGCAGAGAACAAGGACAGUACCCCCAUGGAAGGCUGUGCUUUCCAAACAGUACAUUCUGUGCAUUUCAGGAGUCUUAGUAUUUUGUAUCAUUUUUGUUUUCUCAGUGAUAAGUAAUAUGCAUCUUCAUCAAAGAGCUCAAGCCAGCGUUAAUGAGUACUGGAUUACCUUGGUUUUAUUUUUCUGAUUUUGUAAUUGUCUCAUGUUAUUUCUUUAUAGUGUUUUCAGGAGGCUUGGAGUUGUGGCUUUCCGACCGCAGUACGUGGAAUCUGUGGCGUUUUGCCAAUUUACAAUAAUGUUGCAUUGAAUGCCAGUGUUGUCUGACUAUGGAAUCAUGGGAUACUAUGUGGUUCUGAUUCUUGGUGUCAUGUGUGCAUGACUCUUACCUCUUUACCUCUGAGCCAAGGGAGUUAUUGUUUCAGUGAGUUCUGGGAUCACUUUCUCACCUGAAGCGUACAUGUGGUGAUUGGAGUCCAAGCGGGGCCAUUGUCAAGACGGGUUUAAGGAGAAAACUCAACUAAAAGGAUUCAUCAUGGUGCAUCAUGUUUACCUUCAUGAAGUAUGUGCUUUUCACCCCUUCUCUUGCUCUGUGGGGAAAAUGUAAAGUCCAAAAGGAAUUGUGUUCUUUCAGGAGUUAGUUAAUGAUGCUCCCCUGAUUUUGGAAUAGCCCAAACAUGGCUGAAAUGUGGAAGUGUCGCAUGGAACUGUUUUCCCCAAAUCCUGGAUCGUUCACUUCAUGGCAGUGCUUAAAGUUUUUUUUGUUAAUCUUUUAACAGCUAACGUUCGUGCAGAACUGGGACUAAAACAGCCUUUAAAUUGCAGUUAUUGAAAGGGGUCUUCUGUCAUCUUUCCGACUUCUCUUCAUCUUCUUCAACUCACUCCGUUGUAAUAACCUGUAAUUGUUUUCAAAUUAAAACCAAUACGCUAAUUAUA
Messenger RNA from Lepisosteus oculatus (spotted gar), 2278 nucleotides. It is a transcript of the gene srm, whose product is annotated as spermidine synthase. NCBI's taxonomy places the organism in Eukaryota, Metazoa, Chordata, Actinopteri, Semionotiformes, Lepisosteidae. Gene Ontology annotation, biological process: polyamine metabolic process. The record is from RefSeq and is a predicted model, not a curated record. Gene Ontology annotation, molecular function: catalytic activity.